AUGGCGGUACCAGUUGUAGAGACCAACAAUAUCAUCAGCCAUCCCGAGGGUGGCUGUUCCUUACAAGCCGGAGAAGGCACUUACCUCCUCCGAGAUGACCUACACUUAGCCACCCCUCCUCCACAUCCCUCCGAAGCCCCCGUCAUGAACCCCAAUCCACUUGCGACCGUUCCGGCGCCUCCGACAUCAGGUGUCAAGCUCUCGCUGGUUAGCAUCGGUAGCCGGCUUAAGACCCCCACACCCUCCGUGGAUGGCACAGGCGCAGCAUCUUUAUUUGGAGAUGGCAAUCCAGCUCUCGCAGCACCACCUGUGAAGGAAGGAUUGAAGAGGAGGAAACCGAAGAACAAUAUCAUAAAGAGCAGCUCGUCGUUCGUCUCGCGGGUCAUUACGCACGAGACGGCAACCAAGCGAUUGAACGAUCGGAACCCGGAUGGUCUUUUUGCCUUUGCAAACAUCAAUCGUGCCUUCCAGUGGCUGGAUCUUAGUGCCAAGCAGAAGGAAGAGCCCGUCACCAAGAUACUGUUCACCAAAGCGCACAUGAUAAGCCAUGAUAUCAAUGAGCUAACCAAGAGCGCAUCACACAUAGAUGUUGUCAUGGGUUCCUCGGCUGGAGACAUUAUUUGGUACGAGCCGAUGUCUCAGAAGUACGCACGUAUCAACAAGAACGGAGUCGUCAACAAUUCUCCUGUGACGCAUAUCAAAUGGAUUCCCGGUUCAGAGAAUUUGUUCAUGGCUGCUCAUGCGAACGGACAGCUGGUGGUAUACGACAAGGAGAAAGAAGACGCUCUUUUCACACCAGAACUGGGCAGUCCGUCGGCUGAAACGAUGAAGUCGUCGUCGGGGCGGCAACCACUGCAAAUCCUGAAGUCGGUCAACUCGAGAAAUCAAAAGACCAAUCCGGUUGCGCUGUGGAAACUCGCCAACCAGAAAAUCACGCAAUUCGCCUUCUCGCCGGACCGCAGACACUUGGCUGUUGUCUUAGAGGAUGGAUCGUUACGAGUUAUGGAUUACUUGAAGGAAGAGGUUCUGGAUAUUUUCCGCAGUUACUACGGAGGGUUAAUAUGCGUCUGCUGGUCGCCGGACGGAAAAUAUAUAGUAACCGGAGGCCAAGACGAUCUUGUAACGAUCUGGUCGUUACCAGAGCGCAAGAUAGUCGCACGUUGCCAGGGCCACAACUCAUGGGUCUCUGCGGUAGCUUUUGACCCAUGGCGCUGCGACGACCGUACUUACAGGUUUGGUAGCGUUGGUGACGAUUGUCGGUUGCUACUAUGGGAUUUCAGCGUGGGCAUGCUGCACCGACCGAGAGUACAUCAAGCCAACGCCCGCCAACGCACCAGCAUGAUUGUCUCGAACACGCAACACCUCAACCGUCACCGAGCCGAUAGCGGAGGAAACCGAACGCGAUCAGAUUCUCAGGAGACCGCAGAUACCUAUAAUAGUUAUGAUCCGACCGUUCGUCAUCCGGUGGAACCCAGAGCACGAACCGCCCUCUUACCACCGAUCAUGUCCAAAGUCGUUGGUGAAGACCCUAUCUGCUGGCUAGGCUUCCAAGAAGACUCCAUCAUGACAUCUUCACUCGAAGGCCACAUUCGCACCUGGGAUCGUCCUCGAGAAGGAAUCAACGACAACUACAGUUAUUCGCCUGCGAUCAGUGCCAGCGCCACCGGGUCCGGUCGUGCUGACUCGGUGAUGGGAUCACUGUGA
Messenger RNA from Aspergillus luchuensis, 1704 nucleotides. Its product is annotated as WD40 repeat domain-containing protein. Gene Ontology annotation, cellular component: cell tip; cell division site; nucleus. The record is from RefSeq and is a predicted model, not a curated record. Gene Ontology annotation, biological process: carbon catabolite repression of transcription. Gene Ontology annotation, molecular function: protein binding. Lineage: Eukaryota; Fungi; Ascomycota; Eurotiomycetes; Eurotiales; Aspergillaceae. The coding region runs from base 1 to 1704 and encodes 567 amino acids. The transcript has 6 exons.